AUGGCUAUACGUAUGCAACAAAUGGCUGGAAAUAUGGGUCUCCUCAACCCUUUUGUCUUCAACCAGUUUGGGGCUUAUGGGGCCUAUGCUCAAGUUAAUGUCACAGAGCAGCAGUUCAUGCAACAGCAGGCAGCACUGAUGGCAGCAGCUACACAGGGCACAUACAUCAACCCUAUGGCUGCCCUUGCCACCCAGAUGCCUCAUGCUGGAGCACCCUUGGCCAAUGGCAUCACCAGCCCAGUUGUCCCGCCCACUUCCGCGUCUGUGCCAUUGGUGUGGGACAUUCAGAGUCCAAAAGUUGGUGCCAGUCAAGCUCAGCCCGUAAACGGCGCAUUGCCCUCCAUGCCUUCCCCUACGAUGCAGAAUUUCAAUAUAGCUCCUCAGCCAGGGCCCAAUAGCCAGCCAGGCGGGAGCGAGGCUGUCUUUGCCAAUGGCCUCCCUCAAACCUUUGCUGCACCCCAACCUAUUCCCAAUGGUGAAGCAGCCACUCUGCAGCCUUCCGCAGCAUACCCGGGCAUGCCUUACUCUGGUGUUGCCGUGUAUCCUGCGCCCGUGUAUGGCCAGUACGCCCAGGCGCCCUCUCCACAACUGGCACCCAUGCCCCACAACAAGGUCGAAGGUUGCUCUAUCUCGGGACCAGAGGGAUGCAAUCUCUUCAUCUACCACCUGCCACAGGAGUUCGGUGAUGCUGAGCUGAUGCAGAUGUUCAUCCCCUUCGGAAAUGUUAUCUCCUCCAAGGUGUUCAUUGACAGAGCCACCAACCAAAGCAAGUGUUUCGGUUUCGUGAGCUUUGACAACCCUGCCUCAGCUCAGGCUGCAAUCCAGGCGAUGAAUGGCUUCCAGAUUGGCAUGAAGCGUCUAAAGGUUCAGCUCAAGCGACCCAAGGAUGCCAAUAGACCCUACUAACGGCCGCACUCAGUAGGGGAGACCAGGGGUAUCCAACGGUGAAUUGGUUCUUGAAGAAGAUGGCUCCGUGUUUAUCAUAGCUUGAAUAUGACAUUUAUAUCAAGUAUUAGGAAUCCAAAGCUUAGGCGAUAAGAAGAAAAUUUAAAAAAAAGAAAAAAAAAAGCGAAGAAAAAUACUAGAAAAAAUUUAACUUCCUCUGCAAGAUGAACAUUAUUCCCAUAUUUCUAUACAACAAGUGCUACAUAUACGAGUCCAGAGAGCUUGAGUUGCUACACUAGCGUCAGAAGGCCUCAUUGGUGGCAAAAGUGAGACAGUCCCUGAAGAACAGGCUGUCACAAUAUUUAAUGCUUAAAGUGGUAUAGUAAGUCCACUGUUGAGGCCUGGGCUGCUGUGUACACAAACUGUAUAUACGUUGUACCUAGCUGUGGCACGGUACCAAAAAGGACUGGGACUGUAUGUCCCUCUCCACUCACAUGUUGAUAGCCAUGUUAUUACUGAGAGUAUGGAAACAAUAUUUUUAAUAUUAAUAAGCCUUCUGUUAAAGUUAUAUUACGUAUCAUAAUAUUUCAACUAUAUCAUAUUGUUAAGAAUAGUAGUAUACUUAAGACACGCUCUAUCAGCUGUACGCCAUUUUGUGCGAGUUGGCCGGGUGAUUUGGAUCUCCCAGCACAGGAUGUGUCCUAACCCGCCCCGCUGACGGGUUGCUCCUUCAGGGUACUAAGUGUUGCGUGUCUCGUGUCUGUUGCCUCACGCCCUGCGCUGUGCCCGGGCACCCACGCAGCCACCACUCCCUGGCUGUCGUCUGUCAUGGCUCGGUAUUCGCCCAUGUUUUUACCUGGUAGUCUGUGGGCGUGCUGUCCACAAGUGCUUAGCUCGAAACUGGGCCUCCAUAGCAGUGACGCCGUGUGCACUGGUGCUCCUCACGCCAUCUUGUGUGUGCCGUGUGGCCGGGCGGGGUUCCAGGACCCCACCAGACCAGGGCGUUGAGGUCUCUUCCAGCUCCACAGUUGGACAACCAAAGUGAUGGCCUCAAAGGGUUCAGAGGCCCCUAGUCUAGUGUCAAACUAGAGGAUUAGCUUCUCUAUACCUGUAGAUGCCUAUAGAUAAAUAGUUUAAAGCGCUAGAUAGCUUUCAAGUAUAGAGGAAGUCUCAUAAAGACACAUUGUAUAUAAGCUGAAGGUAAAAUUUAUAGGACUAUUGACCCUGCAUUUGAUCAUGUGUACAGUGGAUAGCAUAUUCACUAGACUAAGGGUACUAACGCUUAUCUCCAGUCAAUUUUAUAUCAUGAUAUAUUUUUAAAUCAUUUGUAUCCAAUGGUUUAAUAAGAUUUGUGCAUUUCUUUGUGGCUUAGAUUUUUAGACAUCUGUAUGUUUGUCAGAUCAAAGUGGCAUUAUUUUCUAGUCAAGGUGUACUUGUUAUUUUUUUAAAAGAUUACAGUUUGCAGCGAUCUUUCAUCUAUGAUCUCAGACAUUCCAUCUAGUCAUUAUUAUUGUUUUACCUGCAGUCUUGGGUAUUGAUUACUUCUCUUCUCUUAUAAUACUAUAUGUCAUACAUACACAUAACUUUUGAACCAUUGACAGAAAUGUGCCAAGAGAGUUCAAGAUGAUUUCUCCAUUACCUGGUCUAUUUUAUUCAUUUCAUAUAUUUACAUGUUAUACACCCUCGUGGUUUAGGAGUAAGAAUUAAUAAUUUCUGAAAAAAAAUGAAGCUGUUUCUCUGACAUAGCAUAUCUAGUCCAAUAUGUACAUACGCACCACUGUCAGGCUAAAUUAUAUUAUGGUUGCUUUGUGGAGGAGACUGCCUGCAUCCUGUUUGUAUCAUGACACUCCUUGUGACUGUGGAGGAGACUCAGAUCAUCCCAUGAAUGCACGGAGGAGACUGCUUGCAUCAUGAACGUAACAAGACUGCCUCCCUUGUUCUUGGGAGGAGACCUAGUAGCAUUUGGAAUGUUCCAUGACUGCCUCCAGAAGAAAUUAUUUUCCCUAGUCAUCUUCCACUUGGACUUCAACUGUCAAUUUAGACUUGACCUCAGACAGUAGUUGCUGAUUGGACUUAUUAGAGUCAGCUGUGCUGUAAUUAAGUAAUUAAGCUUUAACUGCCAGUUGAGAUCUGAAUAUAGUUAGAAUUAUGUUACAAGCUGGAUUAUGACAGUAAAUUGACUAGUAUAAUUAGAUGUAAAUACAAAUUAUGUUGAUCAACUGGUUUCCAUUACUAAAUUGGCAUGGAGUACAUAGUCAUUUAGUGUUCAUUACCUGAGCUGUGACCAUAGAGAAGACUGGUAGGUAGACUAGGUAUGUGAACUGGACCAGGUAUGCUUGUUAUUGAUAGUUGUUAAUGUUAUUGACAAACAGAAAAGUGAAUAUGAAUGGUGAAAGACAAUUUUAAAAAUAAUGAUAGCAUCAUUUUAAGGAAGACACCUUAUGAAUGACAAUACAUGAGUAAUUAUACAUUAUAGGGUAUAUCUGAUCUUAGCCGACUGAUAGUGUUUGAACGGUUUAGGUCUCCUCCUCAAAGAAGGCCAAAUGUAAUGGCCUGCGCCACUGUAAUAUUACAUAGGCCCUAUUGCCUUGCUCUUGCUGGCAUCUUGUUUUAAGAGUGAUCAGGCUUUGUAUGUCAGGCUUGCACUUGAUAUCUCAUUGAUUUUUAUUGGAAGUUUAAUCCUCUAUAUUGCAAACAAGAUGGCAGUAUUUGAGUACAACAGGGAUAUUAUUAAGGAAUGUAAGGAGAUAGCCACACCAAAGAAAUAAGAGAAAAAUACUUAAAGAAUAGUUUUAGUACAUCACAUUUAGGAACUGCGUAGCAUAUAAUUUAUUAUUAUUUAUUUAUUGCUUAUAAUUUAUUAAUACAAUUGCCUACAGGAGAGUGUAAUCUGUAAUGGUUAGUAUACAAGGCGAUAUCAAAUCUAGUUGUUUUGGGACCAAUUUAAGUGUCUUUUGGUCAAUUCGUGUAUCAUGGUGUCGUUCAGUGACGUGUUGUAUUCGUUUGAAACUUCCAACCCAUUUUUGAGGUAUGUUUUUAAAGCCCUUGGACUACCAUAAGAUACACUCUCUAGUGAAUUGCUAAUACUUAGCCCCUAUAAAUUUUAAGGAUAUUGGUAAAUGCCCGCAUAUUAUAAAGUAUUCAUUUUCGUAUUAAUGGAGGAAAUCAGGAGGCCCACACCUGCUACUAUAAGUUAAUAUUUUCAGCAAAAUAUUGAAUAUGUUGAAGAGAGACUAUAUGGUCUAUUUUGGACAAGUAUCUCACAGACUCAGGAGUGGAGAGUACCUAUUAUGUCACUUGGUUAAUUUGAGAGUGUGGAUCCACAUCCACUGGAGUGGUAUAAAGUGUUUCCAGUGAAGACGGCUGGUGACCUUUGGUGAUGACUGCCUUUGGUGAUUUGUGUAACUAGUGGUUAGCAGGGCCCCAGCAUAUCAGUGUUGCGCCCCCUUUGGCCUCGCCUGGUCAUUGACCCUGGUCCUGGCGGAACUGGCUGCCUGCACGGUCUCUCGUCUUGCGCCUUGCCUUCACUGACCCCACCCCGUGCCAGGAGCCGGCAGGCCCCUUUCUGCCGCCCACAUCACCCCCGGUCACUGACUCCCUUUCGCCCUGUGUCAAUGAAACUACCGACCAGUCCCUGUCACCCUUGUCCAUUAGGAGGGCCUAAUUCUAGGAGAUGAUGAUGGUUGUGUCAGGAAAGGUGUACUGCUCGACAGUGUUUACAGGGAAGGGUUGAACAGACGGGGGUGGAGGCGAGGCUGGACCUGGCGCGCCGCUCGUGUUUAACACAGCGCCUGCCCCUGGCCUCCUCCGUGCUCUCACCUCACCACCACAGUCACGGGACUCACCCCAACAGGGGACGCCGGUCCUGUUAAGCUAUAUGGUUGUAAAUCAAGUUGGCAAGCUCUGUAAGCUUUUAUAUUGUAAUUUUCUAGACCCCAGAUUCUUCUCCUUCCAAGAGAAUUUAAUAGCAUGGUAAAAAGUAGUUAACCAUUUGAAGUAGUUUGAUAGGAGCAUAAUUUAUAUCUGAUUUGCCAUAGUUAAGAGUAGGUGGCUUGACCCAGGCAAAGGCGCCAAGGGAUAGCCGGUAUCCUUAAUUAUUCACAAUCUCAUCAUGAGUCACUUGCGUGAGUCAGCCUCGUGAGUCAGUUGAGGUGGAGGAGCUUGAAACCUGCCACCAGCUGUGCUCCACUGUCGCCAAAUCCAUAGCCAGGAGUCGCUGGCACAAACGGCCUGGGCAAGUUUUCCAUCAAGUAAUAUUCUACCAGAUCAGCUAGGACAGGGUCUCUGUGGUACACACUCCAGUUGAGCCAUGGCAUUUUGCCCUGCAUAUGCCAGCUAUGUGUAUAAAUUUCUAAACAAGACUAGUAAAAUUUUUUAUAAAAAAGUUAAUGUGUAUGUGUGACCUCAUGAAAUAAGACAGUAUAGUCAUGAUGGCUUUAAAUAUGCCUUGGUGUGACAAUGACUUCAAUGUAGAUUUAUAAAUUUUGCAAAUUGUCAUGUACAGUUUUGACAUGUAUGGAAACAAGAAAAAAUAA
Messenger RNA from Penaeus vannamei (Pacific white shrimp), 5420 nucleotides. NCBI's taxonomy places the organism in Eukaryota, Metazoa, Arthropoda, Malacostraca, Decapoda, Penaeidae. The record is from RefSeq and is a predicted model, not a curated record.